This is a messenger RNA of Mesitornis unicolor (brown roatelo), 3121 nucleotides long. RefSeq names its product lysine (K)-specific demethylase 4B (gene KDM4B). Gene Ontology annotation, molecular function: histone H3K9 demethylase activity. The transcript is spliced from 18 exons. Gene Ontology annotation, biological process: chromatin remodeling. The record is from RefSeq and is a predicted model, not a curated record. The annotation marks the transcript as partial. Gene Ontology annotation, cellular component: nucleus. Lineage: Eukaryota; Metazoa; Chordata; Aves; Mesitornithiformes; Mesitornithidae.
GUACGCCAUUCCUCCAGAGCACGGCAAGAGAUUGGAACGCCUGGCGAAAGGAUUUUUUCCGGGAAGCUCUCAGGGCUGUGAUGCUUUCCUCCGUCACAAGAUGACCCUCAUUUCGCCCUCGAUCUUAAAGAAGUACGGCAUCCCUUUUGACCGGAUCACCCAGGAAGCUGGAGAGUUCAUGAUUACAUUUCCUUAUGGUUACCAUGCUGGCUUCAAUCAUGGCUUCAACUGCGCCGAGUCUACCAACUUUGCCACUUUGCGAUGGAUUGACUAUGGAAAAAUGGCAACUCAAUGCACUUGCCGCAAAGACAUGGUGAAGAUUUCCAUGGAUGUCUUUGUGAGAGUCCUGCAACCGGAACGCUACGAUUUAUGGAAACAAGGAAAAGACAUUACUGUGUUGGACCACACCAAACCCACGGCUGUGACGAGCCCAGAGCUCGAUGCCUGGAAUGAGACGAAGACCGAGCUGAAGUCGAAGCUGCUUCGCAGGAUAGGAGAUGAGGAAGAGGACAACAAGCACCGGUCUCACCGUAAAAGGAGUCAACCCAGAAGACAUAAAACAGAGGAUCAGAAGUCUCUCGGGGAUGUCAUGGCUAUUGAAACUGCCUUGGAAGAUGUGAAAGUAAAAGAGGAGCUGAAGAGGGGGCCAGAUCUGGAGGAAGAGGAGAGAAGCAAAGCGAUGGAGGGAGAAGGUGAAUGCAAAGUGAAGGCCCGUCCUCCAAAAAUCAAAAGCGAGAGGAAGAAGAAGCACCUUUUCCCUCAACACCAGCACCAUCUGCAAGCGGCUCAGCUCCCACAGCCGCAGCCACCGCUGCCACCACCGCCCGCGCCGCAGCAGCAGCUGCCCGGGGACGAGGUGCCAGCGGCCCGGCCACCGGCGGCCCUAGCAAUACCCACACUGGCCAUGGCGGAAAAGAGCUCGCCCCCGCCUCCCCUGAACAUCAUCCAGCCCUUGGAGGCACCAGUUGAGGAAGACGACUUUAAACCUCGGCCCAUCAUUCCCAUGCUGUACGUGGUUCCACGGACCAAAAAGGUGGUGUUCGACAAGGAGCGCAUGUCCUGCCAGCAGGCGUUCGAGCAGUUCGCCACGCAGAAGAGUCCCGGUUGGCAGGAGCAGGCUGUCCCCAUGGAGAUCUCUGUGAAGGAGGAGGAGAAUGCAGAAUCGGAGAAUGCAGAGGUUGCUUCAGAGGUCAGUGAUUUACAGGGGUGCAUGACUGAGGAGACCGCUUCUGCUUUUUCAAAGAUGAAGAUGGAGAUAAAGAAGAGCCGUCGCCAUCCGCUCGGCAAACCGCCGACGCGCUCCCCGUUGUCAGUGGUUAAACAGGAGACCUCGAGUGAUGAGGAAACAUUUCCAUUUUCUGGGGAGGAAGAUAUGAGUGACCCGGAGGCUUUGAAAUCGUUACUUUCCCUCCAGUGGAAGAAUAAAGUGCAUAAUUUCUCAGCUGAAAGAAAAUUCAAUGUAGCUGCAGCCCUGAGUGAGCCAUACUGUGCUGUUUGUACCCUCUUCUACCCGUACAAGCAGUCCUUACAGAUGGAUAAAGAAGCUGUCCCAGUCUCUCCUGGGGAGACCUCCUCUUUCGUCCACCUUUCUAAAUGCGGACAGAAGACCAAGCCCCUGAUCCCGGAGAUGUGCUUUACCUCGAGUGGGGAAAACACAGAGCCCCUUCCUUCAAACUCGUACAUUGGAGAAGACGGAACCAGUCCCUUGAUCUCCUGUGCCAAGUGCUGCCUGCAGGUUCAUGCCAGCUGUUACGGGAUACGUCCAGACUUGGUGAAUGAGAGUUGGUCCUGUGCACGGUGCUCAGCCAACGCCUGGGCAGCGGAAUGUUGUCUGUGUAAUCUCAGGGGAGGAGCUCUUCAGAUGACCACUGACGGGCGGUGGGUCCAUAUAAUCUGUGCUAUUGCUGUCCCUGAGGCCCGUUUUCUCAAUGUAAUAGAGCGUCAUCCUGUGGACAUCAGCGCUAUUCCAGAGCAGAGAUGGAAACUGAAAUGUGUCUACUGUCGGAAACGGAUGAAGAAAGUGUCUGGUGCCUGCAUCCAGUGCUCCUACGAGCACUGCUCCACCUCCUUCCACGUGACCUGCGCCCACGCGGCCGGCGUGCCCAUGGAGCCGGAUGACUGGCCCUAUGUUGUGUCCAUUACCUGCUUCAAACACAAAGCAGCCAACCAGAAUAUUCAAUUUCGAAAGGAAGUGACCCUCGGGCAGACUGUGAUCACAAAGAACCGGAAUGGACUCUACUACAGAUGCAAAGUGAUUGGCAUGACCACACAGACUUUCUAUGAAGUCAACUUUGAUGAUGGUUCAUACAGUGACAACGUUUACCCAGAAAGCAUUAUUAGCAGAGACUGCAUCCAGCUGGGACCCCCUCCGGAGGGAGAGUUGGUUCAGCUGCAGUGGACGGAUGGAAUUGUCUAUAAGGCCAAGUUUAUUGCAGCCCAGAUCAGUCAGAUUUACCAGGUCGAGUUUGAGGAUGGUUCUCAACUAAUGGUUAAGCGCGGUGAUAUUUAUACCUUGGAGGAAGAGCUUCCCAAGAGAGUCAAGUCUCGCCUGUCCCUCAGCACUGGGGCCCCUCAGGACGAUGUAUUUUCGGGAGAUGAAGCGAGACCAGCCAAGCGUCCCCGGCUGGGGAAUUCAAGAAAUCCAGAAGAAUACGGACAAAACCCAGAGUACCUGGCUUUUAUGGAGAGCCUGUUGCAGGCACAAUACCAGCCUGGAACUCCAGGCAACAUGUUUUAACCAGGAUUAAUUAAAAAAUAUUAACGUUAACCCUUUUCAAGCCUAUGGAAAAAAUAAACAAGAAAUUCUGGAGUUGAAGACCAACCUUGUGCAAUAGCCUGCUGUGAAUUUCUUUCAUCUACUCUUGGUUUGGACUGCAAGAAAAUCCUGUCUGGCUGCACGCUACCUCUACUUUGCCAGGCGUUGCUGACCCAUAGAGUAGGGAGCUUGAGAACCUUUCAGACAGCGUUUCACACAGAGACUUUGAAGAGUUUGUACUAAUAGAGCUUUGGGACUGGGUCCUUUUUUUUUUUUGAGGCUUGGAAAGGGUUAAAAUUUAACAAAAUGACUUUUUAAAAUAUGUUUAACUCUUUUGUCUUUAAAGGUGCUAUUACAUUGACUACU